UGUUUAACAUAUUAUAUUUCGUUAGCCUGUCUAUCUAUUCAAGUAGUUUUCGAACACUCUACGUAACAUCAGGUAGUUUAAAUAUUUAAUUUUGUCAGUGUUAUUGUGAUAUUCUAUUUAUGUUCAUACUGACUAAAUAAAUAAAAAUAAAUGGAAGGGGCGGUUAAGAGAAAUUCGAAAACACCAGUUGAAAAAGAGGAAGUCCUAUGUGAUUUUCUAUGUUCACCAUGUUCUGAAGAUGGAUUGGAAACAGAAGCAAAAUUUCAAUGCAUUAACUGUAAUUCAAAUUUCUGCAACAGUUGUGUGAAUCUUCAUAAUAGGAUAUUGAAGUCACAUACUUUGAUCGGAAAGUUGGACGGGCAGAAUGAAAAACGAAAAGAAAAACUAAAGGAUAAAGCAUCUGGUUUGCCCUCUAUCGCAUGCAACGAACAUCCGGCGGAAGUGCUGAAAAUGUUUUGUGGAAAGCAUGACAUUGUUUGUUGUACAGUCUGUAUUGCAAUUGAUCACAGGUUGUGUGAUGGAAUACAUUAUAUCCCUUCUAUUGCAAAAGGAAUAAAUGAAAGCCAAGAUAAAUCUGAUACCCUGAAAUUGCUAGACAAUACAAAAGAAGACCUCGAAAAGCUCAUAACUGAAAGGCAGAUGGAGCUUACACAACUCGACAAACAAAAAGAUGAUAUCGCCUACAACAUAAAAGAUACGACAAAGAGGCUAAAAGCUCGGAUCGAAGAGUUAGAGAAAGAAAGUUCAGAGCAAGUGGAAGCAGAAUAUGAGAGAAUCAAACGUAACAUCAGGAGCGACAUUAACUCAUUAGAAAUAACUCUGAGCACAGUACAGAUGCGUAUAAAUAAAAUCAAGGAAUUAGAGUCAGAAAGCGAAUCUCAAGUAUUUAUGCAAAUCAAACUUGGUCAGAAAGAAACAAACAAGGGUAAAGGACAGUUACAUGAAAUAAGAAUGAAGAAAAUUGAAAACUUAGCCUAUGAGAUCAAUUCUAGUAUUGAAUGCUACCUGAAAGAAAUUGAAAGCUAUGGUUACAUAAGUGGUACUGUAAGAAACAUUAGAGCGUCUCUGCUAGGAAAAUAUAGUAUCAGAUUAGAAUCUGAAAAGAAAUGUGACUUAAAUGUUUAUGGAAUUUGCUUGAUAGACAACAACGAAAUUAUACUUGCAGAUAAUAGUAACUUAAAACUUAAACGACUUGAUACCGGAUAUCAGAUAACAGAUUGGCUUGAUCUUGGUGCUACACCGUACGGUUUGUGCAGAACUGGCCAUUCAGAGGUAGCGGUGUCUCUCCCAUGGCUCCACAAAAUUCAGUUUAUAUCAAUGGGCAAGAAAAUGGUCUUAAAGUGGUCAUUUAAAGUGGAUGAAAUUUGCAGAAGUAUUUGUUACCAUGACGGCAAACUUUACAUUUGCUGCGGUGGGAGUGGAAGUGAAGAUCCGGGCAACGUGAUUGUGUCUGACAUGUCAGGAUGUCUUCUUCGUUCAUUUCAAACAAAUCAGAAAAGAGAGACACUAUUCACAUGCCCCCAGAAUAUUUGCCUCAGUGACUAUGACUCUAAUGUAUACAUUGCUGACAAAGACAAAGGAGUUGUAGCAUUAAAUCAGCAAGGUCAUUUUCUAUCGGUUAUUUCUGAUCCAAGACUAACCCACACCAAUGAUGUUUGUGUAGGAGCUCACGGUCAGAUGUUUCUGUGUGGCUAUGGCUCGAAUAACGUGCUACAAUUUGACAAAUAUCGGAAUGUCAUUCAGGAAUUACUCUGUGAAGCUGACAGUAUAGUUAAACCUUUAACAGUAACCUUUCUUACAAAUCCUCCAAGACUGUUAAUUACGAGUGAAGGCUCUGAAAUGGUUAAAAUAUUCAAACUUGAAUAAAUAUGAAUGCACUUUGUAAUGCUGCAAAAUCAUGAAUCAUGUUAUUUCCUUAACUUUCUAGUUUUAUAAACGUUUCAGUAUCAAAGACCUUCGAACAUCUAUAUGAAAUAAUAAUAAUGUCAGAUACUGGUAACAUGAAGAAAAUAUUUAGAAUUUAAAAAGAAUUAAUUUCGAUAUGCAGAGGCUGUAAAUUGUUUUUAAUGAACAAAAUGAUAAUGGCAUAUAAAAACUAUCAAUGUUUGACUGUUUGACAGUUUGCUAGCUUCAGAAAUUUUCAAGAACAAAGUGUGGUGGUACUGCUCAUGUGAAGUCCAAUGUUUUGUGAUAGUUAUCCCCCAUCGAAGGCGGAGGGAUAUAAUUUUGGCGUUGUCCGUCUGGCUGUUCGUCCGUCUGUUCGGAAAUGAAAUGCUUAUAAUUCAAAAAGUAUUUUAGCUAGAAUCACCAAACAUCACAAAAUUAUUAUUUAGCACAUAAUCUUUGCCAACAUAUAUUAUUGCAAUGCCCUGGCAUUACUUUAAUGUUUACCAGAGCUACUUUUAUUAUCGAUUUCCUUCCUGUCCCAUUUCAUCUAUACUGUAAUCUUAUUGCAGCUUUCGCUGCCAAACCACACAAAUUUCAACAGGCGCUACUUAUAUGUUUUGUUCAGCUGCCUGAUUCAGUCGUUACGCCAGGAAUCUUUAGCACUUCACACUCGACAUCAGAUGUAAACACUAAACAUAUCGUUAUGAUUUCCUGCAGUAACGGAAACCAAUUGAUGAUGAUAAUGAAACUUGAAUAAAUACAGAUCACUGUGAGGCAGUUGUGUACAUGAUAUCCAACUAGCGUUAGAGUGAAUUCCUUAUUUUCUAUCACCUUACGCAUAUCUACAUGUUUUAAAAAUGAUUUACAUAAAGCCCAAACCAGUCAGUCAACCAACAAACCAUGGCACAGUACUAUUGUACCUAGGCCUAACUUGUGUAUAUCUGGAAAUAAAAUUCUUUCAAAGAA
Mercenaria mercenaria is the source of this 2853-nucleotide messenger RNA. RefSeq lists its product as uncharacterized. Gene Ontology annotation, molecular function: zinc ion binding. Bases 151 to 1866 code for a protein of 571 amino acids. The record is from RefSeq and is a predicted model, not a curated record. Lineage: Eukaryota; Metazoa; Mollusca; Bivalvia; Venerida; Veneridae. The transcript has 2 exons.